AUGUUUGACGGUUCAGGAAUUGCUGGUUUCGCUCCUCCUCCGAAGAAAGAUCCCAACUCACAGUUCCCUCCUCUUCCUCCUCUCUUCAUCAGCCUGGCAAACAUCACGGGUCAAGACAGCAGCGCCAGGGAUCGCCCUGUUCCAAAACCUGUCUUCUCAUUUCUAUCAUCUCCUGAUGCAGCUGAGCUGCAGUUGGGAGGGUAUGACGAGACUUCUGUGUCAGGAAGGAUGAGAUACAUUAGCUCACUUUCGAGGUUUGCAUACGUGGUUCCCAUACAGUCCAUGUCGAUAGGAAAUACUCCCAUUCUUAUCAAGAACAGCAACGAGCAGCUGGCAAAAAAGUUUCAAGCUGGUGCAAUAUUGGAUAGCGGCACAAGUUGUAUUUGCCUCCCUGACAAUGACAUGCACGGCUAUGCUAAACAAUCACCAUACAAGAAUUUCAAGGAUUCAUGGCAGAAAGAAAGUGGAGCUGACAUCGAGAUCGUUAUGGGAACAGGAAGUAAGACUUUUAGUGUGAUGAUUCCUUCAAGUGUGUGGCUGCCUGGUAUGCAGGAGGUUCAGGGUUGCCUGAUGAAAGAUUGUCCUAACGAUAAAAUUAUCCUCGGCGACUGGCUGUUUCAGUCGUGGCUCGUGCUCUUUGACUUGGGGCCAACGGCUUCUGGGAGGACACCACGGAUAGGCCUGGCUCCUAGGAAAGAUGAUUACAAUGUGGGUAAGAAGUACUUUCUGCAUGAACACUCGUCCGGGGUAACAAAAGUGGCGAUGAAGCGAGAGAAAGUGACGAAACGGUACAACACUCCUGACCUGCCAGGAUACUCAGCAUCAAAGGAAGAAGUUCCAGAUGUCAAGCUCUCUAUCGUUCGAGAUCUGUAUUAUCUUCUCCCCGUAAUGGUUGGACAUCCAGCACAGCGCUUUGAUGUGGUGUUCGACACUGGAUCUUCCUUCUUUGGUCUAGUUACUGCUCCUGCUGAUUCUGAAGUGGUUCAAGAAGCACUCGUCAAGCUAGGUAAGAAUGGCGACGGUAAGCUCAGCAAGCAGCUGCAACGAGAGGUGGAUGAAGCUGAGAGCGUCAAGAAGAGACUUGAUGCACAGGACAAUGGACCGCUGCGAGAGAGAAAAAUGACUGGCCCUGGGCCAGGGAUGGUCGGGAUGGGAGUGAUCGGGCUGGUGUGGGGAGUGCUUGUGAUCGGAGGCGUUUGUGCCGUCCAGAUCGUCAGAAGGCGCCAGCGAAAAGGAGCUGGCGACUGGUUUUGA
Molecule: messenger RNA, 1254 nt
Organism: Guillardia theta CCMP2712
Lineage: Eukaryota; Cryptophyceae; Pyrenomonadales; Geminigeraceae
Exons: 3
Coding region: 1-1254 (417 amino acids)
Biological process (GO): proteolysis
Molecular function (GO): aspartic-type endopeptidase activity
Source: RefSeq, a predicted model, not a curated record